AUGUCUGGAGAAGAGCAGAACGCGAACGGCGAAAGCCACACGAACGGCACACCUUCGAAGUCGAGUACACCUCAUAGCAAAUCCGGAUGGGACGGAAAGCUGCGUGUCAACAAACAAGCUACUCUAGCGAAUCCGGAGGCGCUGAGUGAUCCUGAGUACUCGGACGAGGAUGCGCACCCGGUGGAGCAGAUAGAUGCGGAUGAAGAUCUACUAGAGGGAGAGGAGCCGGAAGUAGAGGAGAUAGACUGCCAACACUCCCGCGUAUCUUCCAUGCCUGCCCUCCACCUCGAACGCUUCAAACGUCUGAAACGAUUAUGCCUCCGCCAAAACAGCAUUCAAGACAUCGAGCUCCCCAACACUUGCACAUCAACUCUCGAAGACCUCGAACUCUACGACAAUCUCAUCAAACACAUCUCCGGCCUCGAAGCCUACACCCAACUCCGCAGCCUUGACCUCUCCUACAACAAGCUGAAGCACAUCAAAAACCUCUCCUCCCUCAUGAAGCUCGACCACCUCUACUUCGUCCAAAACCGCAUCUCCACUAUAGAAAACCUCGAAGCCCUCACCAACCUCACCUACCUCGAACUAGGCGCGAACCGCAUCCGCGAGAUCUCCGGCCUAGAGACGCUGACGAAACUCCAACACCUCUGGCUCGGGCAGAACAAAAUCUCCGAGCUCAAGAACCUCUCCACCCUCACCAACCUCCGCACCCUCAGCAUCCAAGCCAACCGCCUCACCUCCCUCUCCGGCAUCGAAACCCUGCCCCAACUAACCGAACUCUACGUCUCCGACAACAAGAUCCCGUCCCUCGAACCCCUGGCCGCGAACACGAAGCUCGAAAUUCUGGAUUUCCAAUCUAAUCCCAUCUCUUCCUUGACCGGGCUCGAAGGGCUGAAAGAGCUGGAGAAUGUCUGGGCGAGCAAUUGCGAGAUAGGGGAUUUCGCGGAUAUUGAACGGAUGUUGAGGGAUAAGGAGAAGUUGGAGGAGGUGUAUUUCGAGGGCAAUCCGGUGCAGAGGCAGGGGCCGGUGUUGUAUCGGAAUAAAGUGAGGUUGGCGCUGCCGCAGGUGGGGAAGAUUGAUGCUGCGUAUGUGAGAGCGGGAUGA
Molecule: messenger RNA, 1104 nt
Organism: Saxophila tyrrhenica
Lineage: Eukaryota; Fungi; Ascomycota; Dothideomycetes; Mycosphaerellales; Extremaceae
Gene: sds22
Product: protein phosphatase regulatory subunit Sds22
Exons: 4
Coding region: 1-1104 (367 amino acids)
Molecular function (GO): protein binding
Source: RefSeq, a predicted model, not a curated record